CUCUCUAUCACCACAACCUCACACACGAUGGACCUGCUGCAGAGCGUCCGCAAAGAAGGCAGCCGCGGCGGCCGCGCCGACUUUAAAUGGGAAGAUGUCAAGGCCGACUCCCAGCGCGAGAACUACCUGGGCCACUCCCUAAUGGCGCCCGUCGGCCGCUGGCAGAAAGGCCGCGACCUGAAUUGGUACGCGAAAGGCGACGAGGACUCCAAGGAGGUCGCCGCCCAGAAGCUCGCCGAGGAGAAGCGCAAACUCAAGGAAGCCGAGGAAGACGCGAUGCUAGUCGCUAUGGGAUUACCUGUGCCGCAACGAGCGUCCACGAAUGCGAAUAUGGUGCCAGUGGGCGAGCGAGCGAGCGUGGCUGAUGUCAAGAAGGCUAUGGCUGAGGUCGGGACUGAGGGCGGCGAUGAAGACACUGUAAAAGGUGUGGGAUUUGGCGCGUAUAAUGGACGUGAUGGCGCUGCCGAUGAUGGGGAUGAGGUGCUGGAGGGAUCGGGCCUAGCGGAUGCUGGUCUGUCUGCGCGGAAGGGACGAAGGGAGGACAGGGAUCGGGAUCGAGAUGUUGCUCCACGAGAGCGGCGGAGGGAUCGGAGAGAGGAUGAUGGCGAGAGGCACAGGCGGAAGCGCUCGCGAAGCAGGUCUAGAGAGCAUCAUCGGCGGCGGAGAUCACGGUCACGAGAUCGGGAUUGCGAGAGGAGAAAGCACAGGUCGAGGAGCUAUGAGCGUAGAAGGGAAGAAGACCACCAUCGAGAGAGACGAAUAGAUCCAGAUGCUGCACGUUCGAGGCCGCGGUCGAGGGAUCGAGUGAGGGAUAUGAGGCCGAGGCGGAGCAGAUCUCCUUACGAUCGCUCCGAUGGGCAUAGGCGGAGGUAAUUCGGAGUCUCAGGCUGUACUAUAGGCAUUAGGCAAGGUAGAAAUUCGAUCUGAUACCCUCU
Molecule: messenger RNA, 935 nt
Organism: Mytilinidion resinicola
Lineage: Eukaryota; Fungi; Ascomycota; Dothideomycetes; Mytilinidiales; Mytilinidiaceae
Exons: 3
Coding region: 28-873 (281 amino acids)
Source: RefSeq, a predicted model, not a curated record